This is a messenger RNA of Peniophora sp. CBMAI 1063, 816 nucleotides long. Lineage: Eukaryota; Fungi; Basidiomycota; Agaricomycetes; Russulales; Peniophoraceae. The record is from the annotation of a GenBank genome assembly.
AUGCUCCUCGUAGUCCAGCGCAAACCGCGCACUUCGCCCGCUGAAGCCAUCCUCCCUGCACCCGAGGAACCCCAGGCGCUCAGGCUGACCUCGGGUUCGACUGCUACUGUGGCGACCAUCGACGCGCCGCCUACCACCGCCAAUCGUAGAGCAAAGCUGCUACGCUUCAAGUCCAAACGCCUGCACCGCGCGCGUGAAACGGCGAAGGACGUCCUCCUCCUCACUCUCGACGCCCUCUCCGAGUCCUCCGAUGUAUUCCCGCCGCUCAAGAGCGUUGUCGGCGGACUACGCUUCUUCGUGGUGCGGGCCGAGACUAUGUCUGACAACAAAGAGCAAGUCCGCGCCAUAUACGCCCAGAUCGACGCUUUCGCCGCGUCGCUCGAAGAUACCGUUCCCGACGCCACUGCGCUCUCGCCAGCACACAAAGCCGCUAUACAGGCCCUUGCCCAACACAUGAGUGCCAUUCACACGAACCUGGGAACCAUGGCCGUCCAGCGCUCGCCGGCCCUUGGUUUCCUCCGUGCAAAGCGAGAUUCAGCUCAGCUGCAGGAUCUUGCGAAGCGGCUUGACCAGGCUCACAACACUUUCACGAGGACCAUGCUGUCGAGCAUGCACAUCGCCACGACAGAGAUUCUUGACUGUGUGCAGCCCAUGCGUGUAGAGCACUCUUCCUUUUUCUUUGACAAGGACUCACGUCAUGCACAUCUCACAAACUUGCUCACCGAACCUGAAGUCUACCUUACCCACGAUGUAACAACCUCUUCCAAGCGGUAUAAUAUAGUGCCCCUCAUUGUCGUACUGCCCACGCUACAGUAA